AAGUUGCUUAUUUUAGAGGUUUGUGAGGCGAAUCUUUAGCCAACAUGCGAUCUUUCACGUUAAUGCUGGGAUUGAAGACGCUGUGGGUUUUGGUGUUUUCCUCUCUUUCCAAUACUUUGGCAGUCAACAACAGCGGACGAUGGUGGGGGAUCGUGAACGUGGCCUCCUCUAACCUGCUCACAGACUCCAAGAACGUGCAGCUGGUCCUGGACCCGAGCCUGCAGCUGCUGAGCCGGAAGCAGAGGAAGCUGAUCCGGCAGAACCCGGGCAUCCUGCACUCCAUCAGCAGCGGCCUGCAGAGCGCCAUCAAGGAGUGCAAAUGGCAGUUCCGUAAGCGGCGCUGGAACUGCCCAACCGCGCAGAGCCCCAACGUCUUCGGGAAGAUCGUCAACAGAGGCUGCAGGGAAACAGCGUUCAUCUUUGCCAUGACCAGCGCCGGUGUGACGCACUCCGUGGCCCGCUCGUGUUCCGAAGGCUCCAUCGAUUCUUGCACCUGUGAUUACCGGCGGCGCGGGCCCGGUGGGGCGGAUUGGCACUGGGGCGGCUGCAGCGACAACAUCGACUUUGGGAGAGUGUUCGGAAGGGAGUUUGUGGAUUCCAGCGAGAGAGGGAGGGACCUGCGCUACCUCACCAACCUGCACAACAACGAGGCCGGGAGAAUGACGGUGUUUUCGGAGAUGCGGCAGGAGUGCAAGUGUCACGGGAUGUCCGGCUCGUGCACGGUCAAGACCUGCUGGAUGCGGCUGCCCACCUUCCGCACCGUGGGGGACUUCCUGAAGGACCGCUUCGACGGGGCGUCCCGGGUCAUCUACGGCAACAAGGGGAGCAACCGGGCCUCCAGGGCAGACAUGAGGCACCUGGAACCUGAAAACCCAGCCCACAAACCCCCCUCCCCAAGGGACCUGGUCUACUUUGAGAAGUCACCCAACUUCUGCACCUACAGCGGGAAAACAGGCACCAUCGGGACGUCAGGGCGCUUCUGCAACAGCUCCUCGCCAGCUCUGGAUGGGUGUGAGCUGCUGUGCUGUGGCCGUGGCUACAGGACCAGGACUGAGAGAGUCACUGAGAGAUGUAACUGCACUUUCCACUGGUGCUGUCACGUCAGUUGCUUGAACUGCACCAACACGCAGGUCCUGCACGAAUGUCUAUAGAAACCAAACAAGCCAAAUAUCCAAAGCUUUAAAAAAAAACCACCGAACGGUAGCAGCAGUCAUGGUUUCGCUGUUACUUAUUUUGAAGCUCGCUACCUUCCUUCUUGUGUUGUAGGUAAUAGGACACCGCCUAUAUUCUGAAACAAACUAGCUGGGGUGAGAUGGGUUAACACAGGAAGGGAAAUUAUAGUGUUGUGCAAAAUGGGUUUCUGAAACAGAAAGAUGUCUAUGCUGAUAAAUGUGUUUUUAUUACUGAAUCUUACAUAGAAAUGAGUGCAGAUAAAACCAAAAAUUAUACUGGUGCAAACGCAUACACACAUAUCCACACACACUCAGAGGGUCAGAUUUACAGAGCUUUUGCUCCUGUGUAGAAUUUAGCUUCAAGGAGUGCAAAGGUUUUAAGAAGCAUGUCUUACCUCUUGUUAGCACUAGUAAUAUUUGAUUGCUCCCUUAUUUUGGUUUUAUUGCUUGUAUUUGAUACUUCAGUUUGGAAGAGGCAGAUAUUGAAAAGUUAGAGCUGCUUCCAGCUACAUAAUCAAAGUCACUCCAAUGGUGUAGCGGCCGUCAUGUGAGCUACAGCAAAGGUACCCGGAUGCACCUUGGAUUUGAUAUAUUUGUAUAUUGCAACGUAAAGUGAAUGACCAAAAGAUUCUCAGCACAAUAAAAAGGGAUGCGGUAAUAAUGUUACUAAGUCAUCAUUUACCAUCAUGAUUGAUGUGAACUUUUUGAUGAUACAAAAUGAUACAAAAACUUUACCUUUGAUUUCUGUUUUAAAACAAAAAAUAUAGUAGCUAAUCAGAGAAGUAACGCUUUUGAAAAUCUACCCCUCAACAGACAAACAUUUUGGUCGGUGCCUUCGGCAACUUGGUCUCUUAUAUUUCUACCUCAGAAUUCAUGAUUUUUAUUGGCUCACUGUCAUGACUGGAGGUUUUUUUUAUAAUUAUAACAACUCUUUCAGACUCGAAUCUCCUGGAUCUACAUGGGAAUACUUCAGUGAAUAGAUUUGUAAUAUGAUUUGUUACGACCAUUCUCUCUCUCUCUCUCUCUCUCUCUCUCUCUCUCGUCUGUAAAUAAUGUGCACUGAAAUAUUAAUGGGAAUUUCAUUUCUGUAAAUACAAAUAUUUAUUAUGAAUUUUUAUACUCAAAUAGAGUGGACCAGGGGUAUUAAAAUUAGUUUGUUUAAGACUGUUGUCUUGUUAUGGUGUCCUUUUAUAGUGUUAUAGAACAAUAAAAUCUAUAUUUUC
Molecule: messenger RNA, 2395 nt
Organism: Acipenser ruthenus (sterlet)
Lineage: Eukaryota; Metazoa; Chordata; Actinopteri; Acipenseriformes; Acipenseridae
Product: protein Wnt-1
Exons: 4
Coding region: 45-1151 (368 amino acids)
Biological process (GO): canonical Wnt signaling pathway; neuron differentiation; cell fate commitment
Cellular component (GO): extracellular region
Molecular function (GO): cytokine activity; frizzled binding
Source: RefSeq, a predicted model, not a curated record